Messenger RNA from Aureobasidium melanogenum CBS 110374, 1230 nucleotides. RefSeq names its product Lipoyl synthase. The transcript is spliced from 2 exons. Gene Ontology annotation, biological process: lipoate biosynthetic process. NCBI's taxonomy places the organism in Eukaryota, Fungi, Ascomycota, Dothideomycetes, Dothideales, Saccotheciaceae. Bases 1 to 1230 code for a protein of 409 amino acids. The record is from RefSeq and is a predicted model, not a curated record. Gene Ontology annotation, molecular function: lipoate synthase activity; 4 iron, 4 sulfur cluster binding. Gene Ontology annotation, cellular component: mitochondrion.
AUGGCCUCACUACGACCAGCUUCCCGUCGAAUCCUUUCGUCGUCCACACAUGCGCCCCUCCUACAAAGACGAUGCCUUGCCACGGCAGCAUCAGAUAUCACGCCCUCAUCGCCGAACACAACGAAAUCUACCCCUCGGAAAGCCACGAAGUUCUCAGAUAUCCUGAAUGCUGGUCCUGCAUUUGGCGACUUUGUUUCUGGAAAAGAAGCUCCAUUGAGUCCUGAGGAAGCUUUGGAAUUGAAGACGGUCAUGGUUGGCCCUGCCGGCAAGAAGAAGCCUCACACACGAUUGCCCGAAUGGCUCAAGACUCCCGUUCCCAGCAGCAACAACUUCAAGAAGAUCAAGAAUGACUUGCGCGGUCUGAACCUACACACUGUUUGCGAGGAAGCACGCUGCCCUAACAUCUCCGACUGCUGGGGCGGCAGCGACAAGUCUGCUGCUACUGCCACUAUCAUGCUUAUGGGCGACACAUGUACACGUGGUUGCCGAUUCUGUUCCGUCAAGACAAGCCGAAAGCCCCCGCCGCUUGAUGUUCACGAGCCCGAGAACACCGCAGAAGCACUUUCACGAUGGGGUCUUGGUUACGUUGUCUUGACAUCCGUUGACCGCGACGAUCUUGCAGAUGGUGGCGCACACCACUUCGCCAGUACCAUCAUGAAGAUCAAGCAGAAGGCUCCUACAAUGCUCGUCGAGGCUUUGACCGGUGACUACGCUGGUGAUCUGGAGAUGGUCAAGGUGGUUGCCCAGAGUGGUCUGGAUGUCUACGCACACAACAUGGAGACCGUCGAAGCCUUGACACCUUUUGUUCGCGACCCUCGCGCAAAGUUCCGUCAGUCUCUUGCAGUCCUCAAGGCUGCAAAGGAGGCCAAGGAAGGCUUGAUCACAAAGACCAGUUUGAUGCUGGGACUGGGCGAGACCGAGGAUCAGCUCUGGGAUACACUUAAGGAACUCCGCAAGAUUGAUGUCGACGUUGUGACUUUCGGCCAAUACAUGCGCCCCACCAAGCGUCACAUGAAGGUCGAAGAAUACGUUUCGCCCGAAAAGUUCGAGCUUUGGAGACAACGCGCCCUUGACAUGGGCUUCCUCUACUGCGCCAGUGGUCCCCUGGUCCGCAGUUCAUACAAGGCCGGUGAAGCCUUCAUCGAGAACGUCCUCAAGAAGCGCGCCAAGAAGAACUCUCUCGCCAUGGCCGAGGAUGCUGGCGACUUCAAGCCUUUGAACGCUGCAUAG